Pygocentrus nattereri (red-bellied piranha) is the source of this 2064-nucleotide messenger RNA. RefSeq names its product carboxypeptidase N, polypeptide 1 (gene cpn1). The coding region runs from base 112 to 1464 and encodes 450 amino acids. Gene Ontology annotation, biological process: proteolysis. NCBI's taxonomy places the organism in Eukaryota, Metazoa, Chordata, Actinopteri, Characiformes, Serrasalmidae. The transcript is spliced from 9 exons. The record is from RefSeq and is a predicted model, not a curated record. Gene Ontology annotation, molecular function: metallocarboxypeptidase activity; zinc ion binding.
GCAAACACAGUGAGAGAUCGAGCAGGGCUAAGCCUGAAAGAGUGAGUGAGUGAGUGAGUGAGCGAGCGAGAGAGGGAAGCAGUGGUGUGUUUGUGGAAUUGAAGGUGAAACAUGCUGUCCCGCAGCUCUCUGCUUUGGUCUGGGGCUCUGCUCCUGGGGCUUUGGGCUCAGCAGGCCUGGGCUGCUGAUGACUUCCAGCACCAUGGCUAUGAAGAGAUGGUGCGCGCUCUGUUCUCUGUGCAGAGCCAGUGCCCCUACAUCACCCGCAUCUACAGCAUCGGCCGCAGCGUGGAGGGACGCCACCUCUAUGUCCUGGAGUUCAGCGACAACCCUGGCAUCCAUGAAGCAUUGGAACCAGAGUUCAAGUACGUGGGGAACAUGCAUGGUAAUGAAGUGUUGGGACGAGAGCUGCUUAUCUACUUGUGCAAGUUCCUGUGUGAGGAGUAUAUCGCAGGCAACCAGCGGAUAACCAGCCUCAUCCACAACACACGCAUCCACAUCCUGCCCUCGAUGAACCCAGACGGAUACGAAGUGGCAGCCAGGCAGGGUCCGGAAUUCAAUGGCUACCUUGUGGGCCGUGGGAAUUCCAGAGAUGUCGACCUCAAUCGCAAUUUCCCAGACCUGAAUGGCCUCAUGUACUACUACGAGAAGAACAACGGCAAAAACCACCACCUGCCCCUGCCAGACAAAUGGGAACUACAGGUUGAACCAGAAACUCUGGCAGUCAUUAAAUGGAUGCAGAACUAUAACUUUGUUCUCUCAGCAAACCUGCAUGGAGGGGCAGUGGUGGCCAACUACCCCUUUGAUAAAUCCCGCGAGGCCCGUAUUAGAGGGAAGCCUACAUAUUCAGCCACCCCAGACGACAAGAUUUUCAAAAAGUUGGCAAAGGUCUACUCCUUCGCUCACAGUUGGAUGCAUAAAGGCUGGAACUGUGGAGACUACUUUGAGGAGGGGAUUACUAAUGGAGCCAACUGGUACUCCCUAUCAAAGGGCAUGCAGGACUUUAACUACCUCUAUACUAACUGUUUUGAGAUCACUCUGGAGCUGAGCUGUGAUAAGUUCCCCCCAGCCAGUGCUCUAGCCAGAGAGUGGCUAGCCAACAGGGAGGCUCUGGUAUCCUACCUGGAACAGGUACAUCAUGGCAUUAAAGGAAUGGUCUACGAUGAGAAUAACAACCCAGUCAGCAAUGCAGAAAUCUCUGUGGCAGGCGUAAGCCAUGACAUAACUACAGGAGCAGAUGGAGACUACUUCCGCCUGCUUUUGCCAGGAACCUACACUGUGACUGCUUCUGCACCAGGGUACCAGCCCUCUACCAGUACAGUCACAGUUGGACCUGCAGAGGCCAUACAGUUACACUUCUAUUUGAAACCUGCACCAAAAGUGUCAAACUUGAAUGUGAGGGGCCAUCAAGGCAAGAAAAACUUGACCGCCAAAGUUCCUCCAGCCAACCUUGGUCCAAGAUAAAAACAGAAGGACACUUCUCUCAACAAAGAUAAACUCCUGUCUCUUUCCCAGAAAGGAAAAGGAGGUGAAGAGCGCGGAGAAGUGUGGUCUAACUCCGAAUCACAAACUUCACCUUUUCUAUUCCACUGAAAUAUACUCUCUCAGUCCUCAGUUUGUAUAGGUCUUGAAUAGUGUUUUUACAGGGACAUUCUUUUGCUAUGAGUGUCUUAUUUAUGUCAUACAAAAGAACUGUAUGUGUUUGAUAAUAAGGACAGAUUCAGUGAAAAGACUCAUAUUAGUCAUACUCUAAUUUAGAUAGUUAGACAAUGUUAUGAAGUGCAACAGACAUACAUCAGCACUUACAGCCAGUGAAACACAGGACAAAGAUAAUAUUUUAGAGCCAAAAAACUGAAUUGUCAAAUAUGCUGGUGAAAAGGGUCCUCAGUCCGGAUUGUUUUGGAAGGUCUGUGACAUUUGUAAAUCAUUUUAUGACUUGAAUAAUAAAAAUGAGUAUUGUAUACAUUAAAAAAUAACAGAUGCAUUUAGCCUUUCUGUGAUUUUGUGACUAUGUAGUAAGACUGUUGUUACAUUAAAUGGCCCAUAAUAAAAACAUUUUCCUAA